AUGGCAGCCGCCUUGCCACCAUUCGCUCCAUAUGGGACCGCCGGCGAGUCGUGGGAAGGAUUCCUCGAGCGCUUUGAGUGCUAUCUCAUAGCCUCCAAGAAUCAUAACCAACAUCAGGAGGAGAAGUGCAGCUUCUUCCUUAGCUGCUGCGGGCCUGCUAUGUUCGCCUCUGCAAGAGCCCUGGCCUCCCCGCAGCCAGUUUAUCAGCUAAGCUGGGAGACGCUGAUGGCGAAGCUAAAUAAUCAUUAUGCGCCCACACCAUCUCGCAUUGCCCGCCAUUACGCGUUCUGCCAAUGCGUCCAGAAACCGGCGGAAUCCAUUAGCCAGUUUCUACAAUCCCUACCCGUAACGGCAAUCCAAUGCGAUUUCAGGGACUUAGAAGACAACCUCGUAGAACAAUUUGUCUGCGGGGUCAAAGACAUUCGUCUUCACCGCUGCCUCCUGUCUCACCCCGAGAUCACCUUGCAGCAGGCCGUGGACGAAGCCAGAGUAGCCGAGCUCUCGGAGCAGUCCACGGCCGACAUGCAGUGCCUGCAGCCUCUCCAUCAGCCUCAACCUCUACCACCUCCCCCACCUCCGCCUCCCGCGUGUCCUCCACCGGCUCAAGCGUGCCUCAUAGAUGAGCUGGUGCCGCUGGAAGACCCUGGCUAUGAGCAGGUUGCCCAACUCCGCGCUCCACCUCGGCAACCUCUCCCUCAGCUGGCUGUCCCUGCCUCGUCUGUGUAUGUGGGCUGCGGUGGCAGACACGCCUGCUCUGCUUGCCCCUUCAAGGGCACCGUCUGCUGUUGUUGUGGCAAGAAGGGCCACAUCGCCCAGGUCUGCCGUGCCUUGCUGCCUGUGCCUUUCUUCCUCCAGCAGCCUGCCACGACUCAACCACAGCCGCGCCGCCAGCCCCCGUGGCCCACGAGGCGGGCUGAAGACUGCUACGCCAUCAACCAGCCUGACUUCGCCGGGGAGACUCUCAGCCAGCUGCAGCUGGUGGACAUCUCCCUGAGAGACUACCAGGGGACUCUUAUUCCCACCCUGGGUUCCUUCCCCAUUUGGGUUGACUAUGGGGACUUUCAUGGUCGCCUGCCUGCCCUGUUAGGUUUGGAUUGGUUCCCUCCCCUGGGGUUGUCGAGGGGGAUUCAUCGGGUGGGUGCCUCUUCCCGCUCUUUGGAAAACGUCUUUGCGGAAUUCGCAAACAUUUUCGAUGGCCAGCUGGGCUCUUACAAGGGCACCCCCAUCUCCCUUAACCUUGACCCCCAGGUUGCUCCAAUUCGGCUGAAGGCUCGCAGGGUGCCUUUUGCCUUGAGGGCCAAGGUUGAUGCUGAGCUUGAUAAGCUGUUGGCGCAGGGCGUCCUGGAACCCGUCGACCAUUCGCGAUGGGAGACCCCAAUUGUGGUCCCUGUCAAGCACGAUGGGUCGGUCAGGAUCUGCGCCGACUACAAGUCAACCAUCAACCUUGCCUUCCAGGCAAACCCCUAUCCAGUCCCUGUUGUGCAGCACCUGCUCCAUUCCUUGGGACGGGGCUGCACCUUUGCGAAACUGGAUAUGGUGCAGGCCUUCCAACAGCUCCCGGUGGAUGACGAUGCGGCAGCUACCCAAACCAUCAUCACCCAUCGUGGGUCUUUUCGUUGUCGCCGCCUCCAAUUCGGCAUUUCCGUGCCCCCGGGGAUCUUCCAGAGCCUCAUAGAGCGUCUGCUCCAUGGGCUCCCUGGUGUGGUUCCGUAUUUCGAUGAUGUUCUGAUCGCUGCUUCCAGCAGCUCAGAACUCAUCGAAAUGCUCAGGAAGGUUCUCCUUCGUUUUGGGGGCGUGGGUUUAAAAUUGAAGUGCAGCAAGUGUUCGUUUGCUGUGCCUAGAGUGGAGUUCUUGGGCUUCUUGAUUGACGCCCAAGGAAUCCACCCUACACCUUCUAAGGUUGCCGCCAUCAGGAACGCCCCCACUCCCUCCUCCAAGGCGGAGUUGCAGGCAUUCCUGGGGCUUCUCAAUUUUUACGCCCCUUUCGUGCCACCCAAGGCGUCACUAGUCGAGCCGCUGCACCGGUUGCUCUACUGGUCUGCGGCCUGGCGCUGGGGCAGCCGUGAAACGCAUGUGUUCGCGGCUGUCAAAGACACGCUUACAUCAGCGGCUGUCUUAGUACAGUACAGUGACAAGCUGCCGCUGACAUUGGCCUGUGAUGCCUCCCCCUAUGGUCUGGGGGCGGUCCUGAGCCAUGUCCUCCCAAAUGGCUCGGAGACCCCCGUGGCUUUCUACUCCCGGACACUCUCCACUGCGGAGCGCAAUUACAUCCAGAUAGACAAGGAGGCUCUGGCUGCAGUGUCUGGGAUUAAGAAAUUCCAUGACUAUCUGUAUGGUCGGCACUUCACCCUUGUCACUGACCAUAAGCCUCUCCUUGGGCUUCUGGCAGGCGACAAGCCGACCCCUCCCAUCCUCUCCCCCAGAAUGACACGCUGGAUGGAGUUCUUGGCGGUGUAUUCUUAUAGGCUGCUCUACCGUCUGGGCAAGCAGCUAGGGCAUGCCAAUGCCCUUAGCCGCUGCCCCUUGCCAGACUCUGACCCGGCCCCAGUGCCUUCUCUUUCUGUGUUUUUAAUUGCCUCCUCAGGCCUUCCCCUCUCUGCCACGGAUGUAGCAGCCCACACUAAGGCCGACCUAGUCUUGGCUCAGGUUUUCUCCUGGGUCCUCCGCGGUGGCCUCUGGGAAACGUGGCUGACAGCUUCCGGCCUUUUAAGGCCCAUCAAGCCGAAUUGUCCCUACAUGACAUUCCUGAUUGUGGUGGAUGCCUACUCUCGCUGGGUGGAGCUGGUCCUUAUGACCUCCACCUCCGCUGAGAGUAUGAUCAGGGCCCCGCGCCGGUUGUUCACAACCCACGGGUUGCCAGACGUGGUAGUCUCGGACAACGGGCCCCAAUUCGCUUCCACCACUUUUCAGGAGUUCCUGGCCUUGCAGGGUAUCCGGCAUGCGCCCACCACCCCGUACCAUCCGGCCUGCAAUGGCCUGGCGGAGUGCGUGGUCCGCUCGGCCAAGGAGGCUCUUGGCCGGAUGGACUGGGGCAAUUGGGUCAGACUGGCCGAUGGAUCCGAGUGGAGGCGCCACGUGGAUCAGCUAAGGAGGCGUCUCCCCGCGGAGACCGGCAUGCUAUCUGAUCCUGGGGCCAACGACACAGCUGCCUGCCAGCCGGUCCAAAAGUUCCAGUUUGAGGCCUUUCCCCAGACAUGCCUCUCCUACCCCAAUGUUGCAGGAUUUCCACCUGCCUCUUUUGAUGACCCAAAUAUUGAAAAUAAAAAUGGACAUUUAAAGAAUUCCCAGUGUAUCAGCCUGUCCAAGAAAAAGGAUGUCAAAUCCCUCAUCUAA
Thamnophis sirtalis is the source of this 3333-nucleotide messenger RNA. The record is from RefSeq and is a predicted model, not a curated record. Lineage: Eukaryota; Metazoa; Chordata; Lepidosauria; Squamata; Natricidae.